AAAAAAACAUCUGUCAUAUUUCACCGACAUAUAAACAGAGGUUUAAACAAGUUUAGAAGAGGACAAGUGUUAUCGCUAUAUUUAAUAUAGUUUCAAUGUUCAUUUAAUAAGAGCGAUACAUAAAAUGCCGGGAUUUAUUGCUGUUCAUACUGGCGCUGGUAAUUGUAUUGACGAAACAUUGUACAAUCAAGUGUGCAAGGAAGCAUGCAUACAAGGAGUGAACGCUUUGAGAGAUGGAGGUUCUGCUCUUGAUGCUUGCGAGUUGGCAAUUAUCACACUGGAAAACUCUUGUGCCACCAAUGCCGGAUUGGGUUCAAAUCUGACUUGGAACAGACAGGUAGAAUGUGAUGCAUGUAUAAUGGAUGGUGGUACAUUACAGUUCGGAGCAUGUACCAAUGUUUCAGAUGUGAAAAAUCCGAUAAGUUUAGCUAGGCACUUAUGCGAGAGGCAGUCUAAAUUGUUAAGCUUCGGAAGGAUACCUCCUAUGGUCCUUGCAGGCAAAGGCGCUUCCGACUACGCCGAAGAGAUUGGGCUUCAAAUGGUCCCGAAAGAACAUAUGAUAUCGGCGAAAGCAGCUAAAAUCUAUGAUCACUAUAAACGUAGUAUAAACAAAAUUGAGGAACUGAACCAUUUGAAACUCUCGCCACUUGAUACAGUGGGAGCAGUUUGCGUGGAUGCUGAAGGUUCGAUAGUAGCUGGUUGCAGUUCCGGUGGAUUGCUAUUGAAGGUUGGUGGCAGAGUAGGACAGGCGGCAACAUAUGGAGCAGGCUGCUGGGCAAUGGUGGAUGAAACAAAUUGUAUGUCCGCGGCCACAUGCACUACCGGAAACGGAGAAUAUCUCAUGAAAACACUUUUUGCGAAAGAAUUAGUUGAAGAUCUAAUAACUUGCAAUUGUCCCAUAACGUCACAGCACCAGACAUAUAAAAACAAACUACUCGAAUCCCCUUUCUUGUCAAAACACAGUGAGAUUCAUGCUGGAUCGUUAUCAAUAAUUUAUAACACGGCCAGUAAUGACGGUGAUCUACUCUGGGCUCAUACCACUAGCUCCAUGUGUUUAGGUUUUCAGUCUACUAAGCAGAAAAAACCAAAACUUGUUCUUUCUAAACUGCCCCCCAAUCUGCCCUGUGGGACUAAAACUGUUGUUAGUGGACAUCAUUUCAAAUUAUCGUACUAAUUACAUUGAUAACAAAAUUGUACAUUAGUCUCGGGUACCAAUAUAUUGCUAACCGAUAACAAUUUUCAAACGCUCUCAAAUGUAAAGUUUCGUAUACAAUUUUGGUACAAAGGAAAGUAGAUGUGUGACGAGGAUCCAUAUGCGAUUUUAAGCAAUUUGUUUUUCUUAAGUGCUCGUAACGAAACAGCAAUCAUCUCUAAUACAUAUAAGCUUUGCCAUCUAUUUAUGUUAAUAAAUAUAUUAUUUAUGUAAUUAAAUACUAGUAAGAUCACUGACAUUAACUAAAGUUUUUUGAACAUGAAUAAUUCACCUAGCCUGCAGUAAGCCGGAUAAUUCAUCUGGCGCGUUUGCUUUUGAAUGACAGUAUAACUUCGUCAUCAGUAUCUUCCGUAUCGCAUUCAAUACUCAAAUCAUCCUGCUCGAUGUUUUCGCAAUAUUCAUUAUAUGCAAUGUCGAUGAUGUUGCUCUCGUUGAGGUCACUCAUAUAGCCGGAAUCCAAUGCACAUCGUUUCCGGCAUACGGUUUCUUUUGCGAUUAAACAAGCUCGCCAAUUCAUAAGUUCUCGAGUAAGACAUUCUAUUUCCCUCAAAGGAUAACUAGUCAGCUCCAUCAUGUUUUCGUUCCACAUAACCAGUACGGGAAGAGAUGAUCGAGCAGCAGCUAUGCAAGCUGAAGCCAACAUGGAAGGACGAACAUUUGUCAUUUUUAUAUCGGUUAAUGUAAUAUCUAAAAAUUCUAAAACUAGUUCAAUCGCUCGCGAACGUCGCUCAGAGAAUUGUUGUUCAUUAACGGAGGGAACAAAGUCAACUAUACCCACUAUGUUCGUCAACCAAUAUUCUACAAACGUUGCAGCUGUUGGAAUGAUCAACUGCCAAUCGAAAAAUUUCAAUAGUAACACCUCAAUUACGUUGAAAUCUGAUACCGGAUACUGAUUUCGAACCAAUUCAUUCAUUCUACUUAGAGAAGGAACAUUUGGUUCAUUUUCUUCAAUUUUAGAUGCUAACAGAACACAAGAUAACGCUACAAGAUUUAAACGAUUAUCU
Molecule: messenger RNA, 2217 nt
Organism: Toxorhynchites rutilus septentrionalis
Lineage: Eukaryota; Metazoa; Arthropoda; Insecta; Diptera; Culicidae
Gene: Tasp1
Product: threonine aspartase 1
Exons: 4
Coding region: 125-1174 (349 amino acids)
Biological process (GO): protein maturation
Molecular function (GO): threonine-type endopeptidase activity
Source: RefSeq, a predicted model, not a curated record